GCAAACGAAGACGAGGUGUUUCUCGAUCGUGAUCAGGAAGUGAUAUCGAAUGAUAAGAAAAUGGACUCGCGCAUAGGACUCGACUAUAUUGUAGAGAACAGUGAUUAUGUAGCAAAGCUCGCAGCAGCUUUGGACACCAACAAUGAAAUUGUUAAGAAGCAAGUCUUUGAGCUGCUUUCGGCACUUUGUGCCUACUCGCGUUCAGGUUACAGUCGUGCCAUAGAAACAUUAGAAAACUAUAAGAAUCUCAAAGACGACAGAUACCGUUUAAAAGUGGUCGUCACGGAAUUGGAUAAAACAACAGCCAUAGAAUACAAAGUGACGCUUUUAGCAUUCAUAAAUUGCGUAAUCAUUUCAGCAAAAAGUCUCCAGGACCGACUAAGAGUUCGAAAUGAAUUUAUAGGUUUAAAUCUCUUACCAGUAUUAAAUAAUCUAAGACGAAUAGCAAAUAGUGUGCCCGAUUUAAGCGUUCAGUUGGACGUGUUCGACGAACAACGAGAAUGCGACGAGUCUCAAAGCUUACAGGGACCCGAUGGAAUCAAUUUGAAUUCGCAUCUUGAUGUCUUCUACGCGAUAUUACGGCAGGUUGCCGACACUCCCCAAGAGAUUCCAUUUCUGAAUAUAUUGCAACAUUUGCUAAGCAUAGAGCCAAAGGACGACAUCAACGACGUUGUCUGGGACACGGCAGAGACGCUCGUCCAUCGUGCAACACUUCUGGAAAAUCGCGAAGAUUCAGUGAAACUUCUACGAUCGCCAAGCGUGCAAAAGUUUUCAUGUCCACAUUGUAGACACGACAUUACAAGUCCCAAUCGAAAGUUAUCUUUACCACAUAAUCUCACAUCUGUUACGCUGACGACACCACAAUCUCAUAGUGGAGCAGUUCCCGUCGUACCAAUAUCAUCGUCGGGAACUGCUUCUGCCGCACCUCCACCACCACCACCGGCAGCACCAAUUCCCCCGCCACCUCCUAUGAUAAGCAAAGUUCCCAACCCUCCAGCAUGUCCGCCCGCUCCUAAUCUUCUCAACUCAUCGAACGAAGUUACCAGACCAAAAACUCCAAAUGAAACUACCUCAGAUUCAUUGAAGCCAUUACCACAACAAGAGACGCCAACGCCUCGUGCAAAAAUGAAAACAAUAAAUUGGAAUAAAAUUCCGCCAAAUAAAGUUGUUGGAAAGAAUAAUAUUUGGUCGAUUGUUGCUUAUAAUCAUCAGAAUAGUCCAAUGGCUGAAAUGAAUUGGGAUGAGAUGGAAGGUUUAUUCUGUCAGCAAGUAACACAAGGAUCACCAAAACUUGGAAGAGAAUCGGGAUCUGACACAAUUGAUCGUCGUACAAGGAAAGAUAACGAAAUCACAUUACUUGACGGAAAACGAAGCUUAAAUGUUAACAUCUUCCUCAAACAAUUUCGAAGCACAAAUGAGGAAAUCACACAAAUGAUUCGAGAAGGUGAACACGAUGAGAUUGGAGCGGAAAAGUUGCGUGGCUUAUUGAAAAUCUUACCUGAGUUUGACGAGUUGGAGAUGUUGAAGAAUUUUGAUGGUGAAAAAAAUCGUCUAGGAAAUGCUGAGAAGUUUUUGCUACAACUUUUAAAAGUGCCUAACUAUAAAUUGCGAAUUGAAUGCAUGCUGUUGAAGGAAGAAUUCGCUGCGAAUCUAAGUUAUUUAGAACCAAGUAUCAAUGCAAUGCUUUAUGCUGGCGAAGAUUUGAUGAUGAAUAAAGCUUUGCAAGAAGUGCUUUAUAUGGUGGUUGUUGCUGGGAAUUUCUUAAAUGCUGGUGGAUAUGCUGGAAAUGCUGCGGGAGUUAAACUCUCAUCAUUACAAAAAUUGACUGAUAUAAGAGCCAACAAACCAGGAAUGAAUUUAAUUCAUUUCGUUGCUUUACAAGCGGAGAAGAAGAAUCGAGAUUUGCUUCAAUUUCCAGAACAAUUUUCAAGUCUUGAAAAUGCGUCAAAAACGACAAUUGAACAACUUAACAACGAGAUCAACGCUUUAGAUAAGAGAAUUGUUACAAUUAAGAAGCAAAUCGAACUACCGUCGACUGAAGAUGAUAUUAAAUUACAAAUGGCAGAGUUUUUGAAGGCUGCUGAAAGUGAAGUUUCGAUGCUUCAGCGUGGAAUGAAAGAACUUGAAACGACACGAAUUCAACUUGCUGAAUUCUUUUGUGAAGAUUCAGGACAGUUUAAGAUUGAAGAAUGUUUCAAGACUUUUUAUCAAUUUUGCGAGAAGUUUAAAACAGCUGUCAAAGAGAAUGACAAGCGUCGUGUUUUGGAAGAACAAGCAAACAUCAGACGAAAGCAAAGAGAAGAACAAUUGGCAUAUAAAAAGCGUCAAUUCAGUCAAGCAGGAACGCCGGUGUCGGAUUCUGAAAACAGUUUCCUAAUGGAUCCACCAACUUAUGAUAUUCGCUUUAGCCCCGCGAUGAGUCGAAGGAGGAUGGGAUCAUUUAACAGCAAUGGCGACGUCAUUAUGAGAGAAGACGGAAUGUCGCCUGAUGUGACACCGAACGGAAGUUUACGAAGACGACGCAGUCGCGUUUUAUCUGAAGAAGAUGAAGGAAAUUUAAUGGACUUUUUGAGGUCAUCUGGGCAUGAUGGUGCUACUCGCGAGAGAAAAUCCGCAGCUGGUUAUGGAAGCUUAGAUCGGUCAUGGGCAAGACGAGCUCGUUCAGGAAGUUCCGACAAAAAACGACCAAACUUAUUGAACGUUGACUUCGGAGCUGACCGUGAACGACCGGCAUCUCCAUCUCCUGUUAUUGAAAGCAAGCCGCUGCCAGAACAGGAAGACCCAAAACCAAGAAUUUCUAGGGAAUGGCGUCAAAAAAUCGAGAAUUGGCUUCAAGCAAAUGAACAAGACGAGAAACAGAAUGAAGAAUAUCGAAGGAAGAUGAGACGAGUUACAAGCAAUAGACGUUCGCUUGAAACAGAUACUGAAAGCGAGAAAGGAAGCAAGCUUGACACAUUACCAGAAGAAAAGUCGCAUCAUUCACCAUCACAGAAUCAAUCACCAUCAGCAAUUCCAACAAUACAAACGACAUCAGUUGAGCCUUAUCGAAGAGUUUAUCCCGAAUGGAAACCUUCAUCAACGCUUGAGAAAGCUGAUGUGGUUGGAACGAUUGAAACACUCGCAGGCAUGACUUAUGUGCAAACUCAUGCUCGCGAUAAAUCAGCGUGGAGAAAAUCAAAUUUAAAUGUUUCUAAUAGUUCAGAAGAGGUUGAUGCUGACGCACGUCGGUUACGAAGACAAAGAUCAAGAGAAGGAAGCAUUACAAGCAUCAGCGGUUCUCCAUUGCAUUCAAUCUUGGAAGAAGAUAAGAAGAAGAAUCCGAUACCUGUUGAAAAGAUCCAAUCGCAUUCACGAAAUUCGUCUGACAGUUCAAGUGAAGUCGCCACGUCAAAUGCCACUGACAGUAAUCUCAACAAACAGUCGAUUUACAUUCGUCCACCGUCCGUUGAUGAAACAAUUCAGUCACCUUCAAAUCCAAAACAUAACAGCUCAAUCUACAUCCGUCCCUUUGAAAGUGAUCCACUUUCGUCACUUGAAGAUCAACCAAAUGUUCCACGUCGUGUUCGUCGAACACAUUUGAAUGAAACUAACAAUAAGAUAGAAAUAGAUUCUGAUAAUAUUGAAACACCUCCAACAGUGAGAAAGAAUUUUAAUCACCAUCCAAGUAGCAGCAGCAACAGUGAGAGAACAUCAUCAAUUGCAUCACAUAAGAACAUCAAAGCGCCAAGGCCAUUACAUAAAGCGGAAGAUGUUGGUGAUAAAAAAGAACAAACGAAACUUGAACAAGAAAUUCUCGGUGAUGGUCAGUUCGACAGAUUUUCAUCAGCACGAAGAACACGAAGAUUUAAACGACCAAUUGAUCUUAGCAGUGCCACAGAAGACAACGUUACUAAUACUGCAACAACUUCUCCCGAUUCCAUUAGUGAUGCGAGCUUCCCAAUCUUAAAACCAGAAGAAAAGUCGACGAUUGUGAAGUCUUCAUCGUCGACUUUGAAUAAGAAAUCGGAAGCGAAAACUUCCGACGCUAUUCAAAGUAAGGAAUCUAAGAAUAAAGUCAACAGUGAUGUCGUGUCACGAAUUGGUAAGAUUGGUAAAAGUAUAAGCCGAAUAAGUCAGGAAGAUGUACGCGAAGCCAUAAGAAGCUUAAAAUCUCCAACGCCUGAACGUGAGUGGAAUGCCAAAGAUGCUUUCCGCACACCGCCACUUUCGUCUAAUAAAAUUAUUUCACAUGAGUUGAAUGAUGAAGGAUUUGAAGAGACUCAAAGCUUAGUGUCAGACACACCAUCACUUACAACAUCGUCUUGUAAUGAAGAAGCAAAAAAUCAACGUGAAAAACCAUCGGAAAGCGUUGUGAGUGGAAUUGAAACGACACCAAAGCGACGACCUCUUCGUUCAUCAAAUCAACUUCAAAGUUUAAUUGCAAGAAAUCAACAAUCACUUGAACGUAGCAGAUCAUUACGAAGCGGAGCUCCAGUCACAGGAGUUUCGAGAAGUGCAACAUCAACUCCAAGAAGAACAGCUUCACUUAGACGACCAGAGACAUCUCAACAGAGUCUCAGUCUUCCGAAAUCAAUUCCAAGUCGUCGUCUUGAUGUUGAGCGAAGCAAUUCGAGGACAAGUCUGAGAAGUUCAAGGUCUUCACUUAACAGCGCUGUGUCGACGAAUACUGUUAAGAAAAUGCCACUUAAACCAACGACUUCAGCGUCUUCCGUAUCGUCAUUGAAGAAGCCUUUGGUGCUGCAAAAUAAUUCAACAUCUUCGACUUCAAAUCGAUCAGUCAGUCGUGUGCCAGCAAGUCGAAGCAGCUCAAGCGGUUCAAGCAUCGGUCCAACAAUCCGCAAGCCACCAACACCAUCAUCAACAUCACGACUCUCUUCAACCGUUAGCACAAGCUUUAAAGAGAAUCAAAAUAGUCGUAGUAGAGUCUCACCAGCAUCUUCGGGCACAAGCACAAAAACGAACGGAUCUGGCGUCGGUGCUAAAAGUUCAAGUCCAUCAGGUCGAAGUUCAAGCUUUAUGAGACCAACAGCAGCAAGUGCCACGAAAGUUAAAUCCAAGUAAUCUCGAAUCCGAACCAACUAAUCUUUAAUUCUUUUGUUUUUUUGUUCUAUUCUAUUUUCCAACGUUUCCAGCUGACUCGAUAAAUUCGAUGACAGCGAAAAGUAAAAGACGUUUAAUAUGUAACAAGUUCAGGAAUUUCAAUUUAUAAUUUUUUUUAUUAUUAAACUUAAUUAACAAAAUAUAAAUUGUCAAGAAAAGAAAACAUUUUUUGUACAGUUGACGACGUCAAAUAUUAUUUGACGAACUAAGAUUAACUUAAGGCUAAAUUAAUGCAACUUUCAUCCAUUCAUAAUCUUUUUUAACAGUUUUUGAAUUUUCUUUACCAUGAGUUUAGCUCAUUGAAAGGAAAAUGCGAGUUUGAAAAAUAAAAGCCAUACCAAAACUAACAAAAGUGAAAUAAACUAAUUUGACAAUAUCAAAACAUUCUCCAUCAGCACCGUCACGUCUCAAAAAAAAACUUUAACUCAUGAAAGACAAGCUUAAGCCAUUAUCUACUUAUUUACGGUGCUUCACAUCAAAGUACAUCCAUAAAUGCCCAUAGAUAUUAAACAAUCAAUCACACACACACCCACGCAAUCACAAGCCUAAUCUCUUUCUCUCUACUAAUUUUUAGAUUAUUGAAAAAUAAGUAAAAAAGAAAAAAAAAUUAGUUUUAAGUUCGAAGAUGUCAUUCCAAAAUUAGUUUGAAAAAGGAAAAGGAAAGAAAUUUAUGUCAAAAUUUUCUAAAACUUGUUUCGAUCAUGUUGGCAGGUAAGAAGAAGUUUAAAUAGUUGGACAGACAAACAGAAAGAAAAUGUAGAAUAAAUAAAAUUGUUAAUAAAAGUAAAAUUUUAAAUGUCAAAAGAUUUACGUUUCCGUUUUAA
Molecule: messenger RNA, 5924 nt
Organism: Clunio marinus
Lineage: Eukaryota; Metazoa; Arthropoda; Insecta; Diptera; Chironomidae
Source: the annotation of a GenBank genome assembly